Wallemia mellicola CBS 633.66 is the source of this 5174-nucleotide messenger RNA. RefSeq names its product clathrin heavy chain. Gene Ontology annotation, cellular component: clathrin complex; clathrin coat of trans-Golgi network vesicle; clathrin coat of coated pit. Gene Ontology annotation, molecular function: structural molecule activity; clathrin light chain binding. Gene Ontology annotation, biological process: intracellular protein transport; Golgi to endosome transport; receptor-mediated endocytosis. The transcript is spliced from 8 exons. The record is from RefSeq and is a predicted model, not a curated record. NCBI's taxonomy places the organism in Eukaryota, Fungi, Basidiomycota, Wallemiomycetes, Wallemiales, Wallemiaceae. The coding region runs from base 24 to 5108 and encodes 1694 amino acids.
UCACGAAUAUACGAUAAUACAAUAUGGCCGAGCGCCCUAUCCAAUUCUCUGAACACUUACAACUCACGGCUUUGGGAAUAAACCCAGCCAGCAUCAGCUUUCAAACUCUAACGAUGUCUUCCGACAAAUUCAUUUGCGUUCGCGAGGGCGACGGCGGUGCAACACCAAAGCAAGUCGUUAUCGUCGAUCUAAACGACCUGAACAACGUUAUGAGGAGGCCAAUAUCUGCUGACUCUGCUAUCAUGCACCCUGAUAGAAAACUCAUCGCUUUGAAAGCGGGUAAACAACUCCAGCUAUUCAACUUGGAACUCAAGCAGAAGGUGAAAUCACAUUUGGCUACAGAUGAUAUCGUCUACUGGUCUUGGCUCAACGAAUCUACUCUCGGCUUAGUUAGUGAUACCUCUGUCUACCACUGGGAUAUCGACGCAGUCGGUGAAAACUCUCCAGUAAAGGUUUUCGAUCGUCAUGCUAACCUCACUGGCUCACAAAUCAUCAACUACAGAGCUACGGAUGAUGGAAAGUGGAUGGCCCUUAUUGGUAUAUCCAGCAAUCCAAGCCCAGAUGGUUUUCGUAUUAAAGGUGCUAUGCAGUUAUACUCUCGCGACAGAGGUGUUUCUCAGCCUAUUGAAGGUCACGCAGCUGCUUUCUCUGAGCUCAAACUUGAUGGUAACGCAACACCUUCAAAGUUGUUUGCUUUUGCCGUCAGAACAGGCGCAGGUGCUAAGUUACACAUCGUAGAAAUAGAUUACCAAAGUGGUCAGACGCCUUACACUAAAAAGGCAAUCGAUGUCUUCUUCCCAGCAGAAGCUGCAACCGAUUUCCCAGUCGCCAUGCAGAUCUCAAAGAAGUAUGGUAUUAUAUACCUCAUUACUAAAUUCGGUUUCGUUCAUCUCUACGAUCUCGAAUCUGGUACUUGUAUUUACAUGAACAGAAUCUCUGGAGAUACUGUCUUCGUCACCGCAGAACAUGAAUCUACUUCUGGCUUGAUCGGUGUCAACAGAAAAGGUCAAGUCUUGUCUGUUUCAAUAGACGAGAAUACCGUUAUCCCGUACAUCCUCAGCACUCUCAACAACGUUGAAUUGGCUUUCAAGCUUGCUAGUCGUGGUAAUUUGCCAGGCGCUGAUGACUUAUACAUGGCUCAAUACCAAAAUUUAAUGAGUAAUCAACAGUUUAACGAAGCAGCAAAGAUUGCUGCCAACUCACCUCGUAGUAUUCUUCGUACGCAGCAAACUAUUGAGCAGUUCAAGUCACUUCCAGCUGUUCCUGGUCAACUUUCUCCUAUUCUUCAAUACUUUGGUAUCCUUUUAGAAAAAGGAGAGCUCAACAAGUUCGAAUCACUUGAACUCUCUCGUCCUGUUUUGCAGCAAGGUCGUAAACAACUACUUGAAAAGUGGUUGAAGGAGAACAAGCUUGAGUGCUCUGAAGAACUCGGUGAUAUCGUUCGUUUACACGAUAUGACUCUUGCUUUGUCCAUUUACCUUCGUGCAAACGUUCCAAACAAAGUCGUCGCAUGCUUCGCUGAAACCGGUCAAUUUAAUAAGAUUAUCGUUUAUGCUCAAAAGGUCAAUUACACACCUGAUUACGCUUUGUUGAUGCAACACAUCGUACGCGUUAACCCAGAUCAAGCUGCAGAGUUUGCUAGUCAAAUAGUAAAUGAUCCAGAAGGUCCAAAAAUUGAUAUCGAGAGAGUGGUAGAUGUUUUCCUCGGUCAAAAUCUUAUUCAACAAGCUACUUCAUUCUUGUUGGAUGCUCUCAAAGAGAAUAAGCCAGAACAGGGUCAUUUGCAAACUCGUCUUUUGGAGAUUAACCUUAUUAACGCUCCUCAAGUCGCUGAUGCCAUCCUUGGUAACGCAAUGUUCACUCACUUUGAUCAUCCACGUGUCGCAAACCUGUGUGAAAAGGCUGGAUUGCUUCAACGUGCUUUAGAGUUAUAUCAAGAUACCAAUGACCUCAAGCGUGUCGUCGUACACACUCCUUUACUUAAUCCAGAAUGGCUUGUUAACUACUUCGGUCAAUUAACAGUUGAUCAAACAUUUGCUUGUUUAAAUGAGAUGCUUAAGGUAAACAUCAGACAAACUCUUCCAAUGGUUGUUCAAAUUGCUACAAAGUACAGCGAACUUUUAGGAUCUCAUAAGCUCAUUGAACUUUUCGAAAGCUUCAAGACAUUUGAAGGUCUCUAUUACUUCCUUGGUUCAGUUGUAAACCUCAGUGAAGAUUCUGAAGUUCAUUUCAAGUAUAUUCAAGCUGCCACUCGUACCGGUCAAAUCCGUGAAGUCGAGAGAAUCGUUCGUGAAUCAAAUCAUUAUAAUCCAGAAAAGGUUAAGAACUUCCUCAAAGAAGUAAAAUUGCCUGAUCAACUACCACUCAUUAUUGUUUGUGACAGGUUUGACUUUGUCCAUGAUCUCGUUCUCUAUCUCUUCCAGAACGGACUUACUCAAUUUAUUUCUACAUAUGUUCAACAAGUUAACUCAGCACGUUUACCACAAGUUGUUGGUGGUUUAUUGGACGUAGAUUGCGAUGAGCAGACCAUCAAGAACCUUCUUUCAUCUGUCCACGGUUUAUUCGACGUUAAUGAACUUGUUGAUGAAGUAGAAAAGCGUAACCGUCUCAAGUUAAUUCUUCCAUGGCUUGAAAGUCGUAUCAACGCAGGUCAGCAAGAUGCAGCUAUUUACAAUGCUUUAGCAAAGAUCUACAUUGACAGUAACAACAACCCAGAGCAAUUCCUCAAGGAGAACAACAUUUACGAACCAUUAGUCGUUGGUAAAUACUGUGAAAAGCGUGAUCCAUAUCUUGCAUUCAUCGCUUUUGCUAAGGGCUUCUGUGAUGAUGAAUUGAUUUAUAUUACAAACGAGAAUGGCAUGUACAAACACCAGGCUCGUUACCUUGUCAAGCGUCGUGAUCUCGAUCUCUGGGCACAAGUUCUUACUGAUUCAAAUGAGCACCGUCGUCUUCUCAUUGAUCAGGUCUCAGCAGUUGCAAUCCCUGAAUCACAAAAUCCAGAUGAUGUCUCCGUUGCAGUUAAGGCAUUUAUGACUGCUGGUCUCCAACAAGAGCUCGUUGAUAUUCUUGAAAAGAUCAUUCUCAAUCCAACUACAUUCAGUGACAAUGGUAGCUUACAAAACCUCCUCUUGUUAACUGCUAUCAGAAGUGAUCAAGGUAGAGUAAUGAACUACAUCAACAAGCUUGACAAGUAUGACUUUAAUGAAAUUGCAAAGAUCGCUAUCGACAAUGACUUGCAUGAAGAGGCUUUCACUAUUUACAAAAAAAACGAUGCUCACUUUGAUGCCCUCGUUGUCCUUGUUGAACAUAUCGUCUCUAUCGAUCGUGCUUAUGAUUACACUAACAAAGUCAACGAACCAGCCCUCUGGGCUCGUCUCGCUAAGGCACAAUUAGAUGGUUUGAGAAUAACUGAUGCUAUUGAAUCAUAUAUCAAGGCAAACGACCCAUCAAACUUCACUGAGGUUAUCGAAAUUUCUGAACGCGCAGAGAAGCAUGAAGAUUUGGUUAGAUACUUGCAAAUGGCACGUAACACAGCACGUGAACCAAAGAUCGACUCAACUCUCGUUUACUGUCUUUGCAAAACUGAUAGAUUGCAAGAUGCUGAAGAUUUCUUACAUAUGACUAACGUCGCGGAUGUCCUUGAAGUUGGUGAGAAAUGUUUCAACGAUGGUCUUUACUUGGCUGCCAAGGUACUCUUUACGUCUAUUUCCAACUAUGCUAGACUUGCUACAACGCUUAUUUACCUGGAAGAUAACCAAGCUGCGGUUGAAUGUGCCCGUAAAGCUGGUAACACUCAAGUUUGGAAACAAGUUUGUCUCGCUUGUGUUGAUAAACAAGACUACAAGCUUGCUAGAAUCUGUGGUUUGAACUUGAUCGUUCACCCAGAGGAACUUCAAGCUAUUAUCUCGCUCUACGAGUCUCGUGGAUUGUUCCAAGAGAUGCUCGAUCUUUUCGAAGCUGGUCUUGGUCUUGAGCGCGCUCACAUGGGUCUCUUUACUGAAACUGCAAUUGCUUACGCCAAGUACCAGCCAGAGCGCAUGUUUGAACACCUCAAACUUUAUGGAUCACGUCUUAACAUUCCGAAAGUUAUCAAAUCUGCUAAGGAAGGUCAUCUCUGGAGAGAGCUGGUUUACCUCUACAUCGCCUACGCAGAAUGGGACAACGCUGCACUCAAUACUAUUGAACACAGUGCUGAUGCUUGGGAUCAUCAACAAUUCCGUGAUGUACUCAGUAAGGUUGCAAACGCUGAGAUCUUCUACAAGGCACUCUCUUUCUACCAAGAGCAACACCCAACUUUACUCACUGAUCUUCUUACUGCUCUUAUUCCACGUAUUGAUCACUCAAGAGUCGUUUCAAUGUUUAGACAUUCUGACAACUUACCAUUAGUACGUGCAUACUUGAUCGCUGUUCAGAAUUUGGAUGUUGCAGCUGUCAAUGAGGCAGUCCAUGACUUGCUCAUCGAAGAGGAAGACUGGCAGACACUCUUGGAUGUUAUCGAUCAAUACCAAAACUUUGAUCAUCUCUCAUUAGCCAAGAGAUUAGAACAACACGAGUUGUUGGCGUUCAGAAGAAUUGCAGCUCACUUGUUUAAGGUUAACAGAAAAUAUGAAGAUUCUAUCAAUCUCUCAAAGAGUGAUAAACUUUAUAUAGAUGCUAUCAUUACAGCUUCAACAAGUGAAGACGUACAGGUCUCUGAAGACCUUCUUAGUUAUUGGGUUGACAUUGGUAACAAAGAAUUAUUCACGGCUCACUUAUACCUUUGCUUCAAGUUAGUAAGACCAGAUGUCGUUGAAGAGUUAGCAUGGUUCAAUGCACUUGAAGACUUCGCAAAACCAUACCAAUUUGAGUUGAGAAGACAAACUCAAGAGCGUAUCAAAGCACUCGAGAAGAAGGUUGAAGAGCAAGCAAACAAGACAGCGAAGAAGGAAGAAGAUGAAGACUCUCAACCAAUCAUGGGACCAGGCUUUAACCAAACACUCAUGAUUGGCGGUCCUGCAGGUUGGAAUGCAGGUACUAAUGGUGUUAUGCCUCAACAAACAGGUGUUAUGCCACAAGCUACAGGUGUUAUGCCCCAAAUGACCGGUCUUCAAGGAGGUUUUGGAUACUAAAAUGAAAAUUUAAAUUGAUUCUAGCUAAAUAUUCUGUAAAAUACAUAAAAGAUAUUGUUUCAAGUG